Molecule: messenger RNA, 2591 nt
Organism: Synchiropus splendidus (mandarinfish)
Lineage: Eukaryota; Metazoa; Chordata; Actinopteri; Syngnathiformes; Callionymidae
Gene: slc2a9l2
Product: solute carrier family 2 member 9, like 2
Exons: 13
Coding region: 168-1742 (524 amino acids)
Biological process (GO): monosaccharide transmembrane transport
Cellular component (GO): membrane
Molecular function (GO): hexose transmembrane transporter activity
Source: RefSeq, a predicted model, not a curated record
GGCUCCCGAAGAGCGUUCGGGGCAAACACGAUAAUCGUCCCACAAAAAAUGUUGAAGCGAAUACGAGCCCAGCUAGUUUUCGGGUGAAACAUUUUGACAGCGAUGAAGAACAACCACAGACGAGGGUGUCAAUCUUCAGCAAGCUGACAGGCUCGCCGAAACGUCAGAUGGACAAACAGAAGAGUGGCGACAACAAGAUGAGUGGCUUGGAGAAACCCCCUCAAAAGCAGCCAAUCACUGCCUGCCUGUUGAGCGCAGCCUUCUUUGGGGCCCUGGGGUCAUCAUUCCUCUACGGAUACAACCUGUCCGUUGUCAACGCCCCCUCUCAGUACAUAAAAAAAUUCUACAACAAGACAUGGUUCGAUCGAUACGGGGAACCCAUCGGAUCGGAAACAACAACUCUGCUCUGGUCCGUCACUGUGUCCAUCUUCGCUAUCGGGGGGCUCUGCGGGGCACUGUCCGUCUCCUUCUUCAUCAAAAUACUUGGGAGGAAAGGAACUCUGCUGCUCAACAACAGCUUUGCUGUGGUCGCUGCUUUGCUGCUGUCGCUGGGGGAGACGGCUACGUCAUUCGAGAUGCUCAUCAUCGGCCGCUUCAUCAUGGGAGUGGACUCCGGAAUCGCCCUCAGUGCCCUGCCCAUGUACCUGGGAGAGAUUUCCCCGAGACACAUCCGUGGCUCCAUCGGCCAGUUCAACUCCAUCCUGAUCUGCACCGGGGUGUUCACCGGACAGGUGCUGGGGCUGCCACAGCUGCUGGGCCACGAGUCCCGCUGGAACUACCUUUUCAGCUUCUUGGCGUUCCCGGCGUUGCUGCAGAUGUGCGUACUUCCCUUCCUUCCUGAAAGUCCUCGCUACCUUCUGAUCGAGAAAAGAGACGAGACGGCGGCAGAAAAAGCUUUCCAGAGGUUCCUGGGAAAGAAGGAUGUGUCUCAGGAGCUGGAAGAGGUGCACGCUGAGGCCCGCGCUCAGGAGAACCUGAACACCAUCUCUGUCCUGCAGCUGCUGAGGACGCCAGCGGUUCGCUGGCAGCUCAUCACCGUCAUCAUCACCAUGGCCUGCUACCAGCUCUGUGGACUCAAUGCUAUUUGGUACUACACUAAUGGGAUUCUGACAGAAGCUGGUUUCGCUCCGUCGAUUCUCCCGUACAUCACGUUGAGCACUGGAGCCAUUGAGACUCUGGCAGCCAUCGUCUCUGGUUUAGUGAUAGAACGGAUCGGGAGGAAACCUCUCCUCAUAUUUGGUUUCACAGCCAUGGCUGUGUUCUUCAGCCUGCUGACAGUCUUCCUCAAUUUCCAGGACCGAGUGUCGUGGAUGCCCUACCUUAGCUACAUCUGUAUUCUGGCUGUGAUCGCCUCCUUCUGUUCUGGUCCAGGGGGCAUCCCUUUUGUCUUGACGGGCGAACUCUUCGAACAGUCCUACAGGCCUGCUGCCUUCAUGAUCGCUGGCAUCGUCAACUGGCUGUCCAACUUCACAUUGGGGCUGCUGUUCCCGUUCAUCCAGCAAUCCCUGCAGACCUAUGCCUUCCUGGUGUUUGUGGUGGUCUGUCUCUUGGGCGCCACCUAUCUCUAUUUUGUCCUCCCUGAAACCAAAAACAAAACCUUCGUGGACAUCAGCCAGAGUUUUGCCAAAAUCAACAAGAUCCAGGUGCCGACUCCAAGCCAGGAGAUGGAGAUGGUUCUGUCCAUCAAGCCUCAUGCCAACGGCAAUGUUCAGGACGCGUGUCGGCUGGAGAGCUCCUUCUGAGCAGAGCCCGAGCCGGUGUUGAAAACCUCUACCGCAAUGUUGUUUGAAUGUAUUUAUGUGAAUGUAAAUAUUCUUUGUACAACUAUGUCUACAGUGACGUGUAUUCUGACAUCGCCAUUCCUCUGUUCCUGAGGGACUCUCCAUGUCACUAGGUGCCUGUCAUACAGCUGCAUCAGAUCUUUGAACGGCACAUGAGGCUUUAACAUGAGACAUUCGUAUGUGGUUUUUCCGAUCAGAUACAAAUGCAUUUACUCACAGCUACUGUCAGGCAACUUUGUUCUCACAUUAAAUUGUGAGCCAGUGUUAAAGUAGAGGUGCUCUGUGCCAAAAAGAUCUGAACCAACCUUUUAGGUUGUGCUCAAGGUUCGAUUUUCUUAAUUACUUUCUGAAAACAUUUUAAGUGUUAAAAAACACCUUUGUGGCAUUUCAGUGUGUUGAUAGUAAUUUUAUUGAAGUGUGUUUGCGGUUUUGUUUUUGCUUUUGAUAAAGUGUUUCUGGUACUACAGAAGUUGCUCCACUGGAUACCAUCGGACCGAUUUACGACAGUGUUGUACUUUAAACAAUAACCUCUAAAAUGUGUACUCACAGAGAAUGCAGACACGAGAACAACAUGAGGAGUGGUGAAUUUUUUUUUUUCAUUGCUCUGCAUCUUCCUCUCAUCAGAAACUUCAUCCUUCAUUUAGUGGCACUAAUGUUGAGAUGACAAACUUCAGCACAAUUUUUAGUGAUAAUGUUUCAUUUGUGUAUAAAUUAUUGUUUUAUUUGUGAAAAUCAACAGUCAAAAUAUUUCAAAUGUUGUUUGUGAUUUGGUUCUUUGCAUAUGUUCCAAUAGAAGAUGAGAAAUGUAUU